UCCUCUUUUUCUUCCAGGUUAUCCUGUUAUAAGAAUAUGGCAAAUCUGAGCCAACCAUCUGAAUUUAUCCUUUUGGGCUUCUCAGUCUUUGGGGAGCUGCAGAUGGCACUGUAUGGGCCCUUCCUGGUACUUUAUCUUCUGGCCUUCACAGGAAACAUAAUCAUCAUUGCCAUGGUCUUCGCCAGUGCCCAACUACAUACACCUAUGUACUUCUUCCUUGGAAAUUUUGCCCUACUAGAGACUUUGGUCACUAUGACUGUAGUACCCAAGAUGCUUUCAGACUUCCAUGCUUCCACGAAGACAAUUUCCUUCACUGGAUGCAUGGUCCAAUUCUAUUUCUAUUUCUCUUUCGGCUCUACCACCUUCCUGAUCCUGGCAGACAUGGCCCUGGACCGCUUCAUAGCUAUUUGCCACCCACUACGCUAUGGUAGCCUCAUGAGUUCUGUAGUAUGCAUUUCUCUGACAGGGGCUGCCUGGGCAGCACCUUUUCUGGCCAUGGUACCCACUGUUAUCUCCCGGGUACAGCUCUCCUAUUGUCAUGGCAACAUCAUUAACCACUUCUUCUGUGACAAUGCCCCACUGCUACAGCUAGCUUGUUCAAAUACAUCCCCACUAGAGUUCUGGGACUUUAUGAUGGCCUUGGCUUUUGUCCUCAGCUCCUUCCUGAUAACACUUGUAUCCUAUGGCUAUAUCAUUACCACAGUGUUGCAUAUCCCUACUGCCAGUGGCCGCCAAAAGGCCUUUUCCACAUGUGGCUCCCACCUAACUCUGGUCUUUAUUGGCUAUAGCAGUACAAUAUUUGUCUACGUUCAACCUGGUAAAGCACAUUCUGUGGAGCUCAACAAAUUUGUGGUCUUAAUCACUUCUAUCCUGACCCCUGUCCUCAAUCCCUUUAUUUUUACCCUCCGCAAUGAGACAGUGAAGACGAUUAUCCGAGGACAGGUGCAAAGACUAAAAGACCUAAAGAAUUCAGCAUGAUUGGGAAAGAGCCCAGAUGUAUUGUAUUAAGGCAAAGGAUGAAAAGCAUUAAGGGGUAUUGGAAGACAACUGUAAAGGGAAGGAAUAUUCUACAUCACUUCAAGAGAGGCCUGGUUGAUAGGACCACUAAGAGAAAUAGUGAAAUCUUCAUUUCUGCCUUUCUUCUCUCAGUGCUUUCCAUUUGCCCUUUACUAACAUAGUUCAUACUUCUCACCUGUCAUUGAAAAAACCAUCUGUAGGUCUUAGAGUCUGGGAAUACACUAUAAAUGGACAGAAUGGAGCAGACAACAAAGGUAGAACAAUAGGAAAGAACGCUUAAUUUGAGAGUAAGAUGACAUGGAUACAUGCAUGGGGUAUGCCUAAAUACAUUUGUACACACAGUAGACAUGUGUUUAUAGCAGAUUUACUGUGUAUAUGAUCAAUGGAGACUGUUAUCUCUAUAUCUUAUGUGUUUGCAAAAAUGGGUGUGCUGGUCAACAAUUAUUUACUAAGUGUUAACUCUGAGGCAUUGUGCUAUGUGUUGGAGAUACAAAGAAAGGCAAAAAGCAGUCCAUACUUUUGAGAAGCUCA
Molecule: messenger RNA, 1548 nt
Organism: Sarcophilus harrisii (Tasmanian devil)
Lineage: Eukaryota; Metazoa; Chordata; Mammalia; Dasyuromorphia; Dasyuridae
Product: olfactory receptor 6V1-like
Exons: 1
Coding region: 37-978 (313 amino acids)
Biological process (GO): G protein-coupled receptor signaling pathway
Cellular component (GO): membrane
Molecular function (GO): olfactory receptor activity; G protein-coupled receptor activity
Source: RefSeq, a predicted model, not a curated record